This is a messenger RNA of Labeo rohita (rohu), 2936 nucleotides long. RefSeq names its product BAR_ACAPs and ArfGap_ACAP domain-containing protein. Lineage: Eukaryota; Metazoa; Chordata; Actinopteri; Cypriniformes; Cyprinidae. Gene Ontology annotation, molecular function: GTPase activator activity; protein binding. Gene Ontology annotation, cellular component: cytoplasm. The record is from RefSeq and is a predicted model, not a curated record.
CGGACAUCUUCUACGCCGUUGACUUCCGACACCGGAAAAGGGAUUCGCAUCAACAUGAACAAACAGCUCCGCAGCUGUCACCGCAGCUCGACACUGACUCGUACAUCGCAAAGAACUUGAAUUGAAUGGUUUAAUUAAUCGAGUGCUUCAGUCUGGUGUGUGUGUAUCGUCUGCAGUGUGUGAUGCAGCGCAGGUUUCCUGUCAGUCCGUCGCUCAGUGAGUGUUUCUGACAGAGAUAACGGAGGUAACGGCUCACGGAUGAUGAUCUGCAGCGGAGACAGUGAUGCGCUCACAGCUCACACCUCAAGCAGGACUCGUUCGUGUCUGGAUAAUGUCUUAUAGUGCGUCAAAUAGUUUCUAACACUUGAGUUCAUAGGGACAGAGCGAAACAUGGACACUUUCCUGGACUUCGAGGAGUGCAUCAGAGACUCUCCUGCCUUCAGGCAGUCUCUGGAUAAAUGCGAGAGUGAUGUUGCAGAACUGGAGAGUCGUGUGGAGAAAGUGAUGAAGCUGUGCGGUCAGAUGGUGGAGGCAGGUCAGAACUACACCUCCUGCAAUCAGCUUUUCCUAUCCGGCCUGGCCGAGUUUACGGCAUAUCAUAAGAGCGACGGUGUUAUUCUGAAUUGCUUGCGUCAGUUCAACCAGGGGCUGCAGGAAAUGAUCCAGUUUCAGACGAUGCUGUUUGAUCAGACUCAGAGAGCCAUUACCCAGCAGCUCACAAACCUGCUUUCACAGUUUAUGCCGCAGAUUCGCGACACUCGCCGUGAGUUUGUUCGGAUCGGAGAUGAUCUCGAUGCUGCUGUUGUGAAAAACGCUCAGGUCGGUCGACACAAACCUGCUGACGCCGAAAAAGCGACUCACCUGCUGCUCGCCACGCGCAAAUGUUACCAGCACUUCGCCCUGGACUACUGCCUGCAGUUAAAUAAUUUCAAGGUCCAACAGAAGCUGGAUAUUCUGAAUUCGGUCUUCUCGUAUUUUCACGCUCAGUACACGUUUUUCCACCAGGGAUUCGAUUUGCUGAGAGAUCUAGAACCGACCAUGAAGACGAUGGCCUCGCAGCUCUCUCAGCUGUCGUCUGACUGCACUGCUAAGAAGAAAGACCUGGAGAACACACACCUGCUCGUCCAGCAGAGGGACGCAUCUGGAGAAGCGGUUAUUGUGUGUAAUCCGUCUGAUGGAGGAACGAUUAAGGGCUACCUGUUCAAACGCUCACGCAAGAAGAACAAGACCUGGAAGAGGUGCUGGUUUUCCACUGAAAAUAAUCAGUUAAUCUACUCAAAAUCGCACAAGGAGCAGCCGGUGGUUUUGUUCGAUGAUCUGCGUCUGUGUGCGGUCAAAUCUCUGGAUGUGAUCGACCGCCGUUUCUGUUUUGAGCUGCUGUCGGUGCAGAAGUGUUGUGUGUUACAGGCUGAUUCGGAGGAGCUGAAGCUGGCGUGGAUUAACGCUGUUCAGGGCUGUAUAGACUUGGCAUAUCGAGAUCAAUUAACAGAUCAAAACACUCAGGUGAAGGAGAACUCCACCCCUGCGCCUGUUCCGGAGCCGCCCCCUCACCCCCCUGCUCUGGGUGUGGCUCUCCGCGGCAACGGUAACCAGCGCUGCUGUGACUGCGGGGAGGCGGAGCCUCGCUGGGCCAGCGUUAACCUCGGCAUCACCAUGUGCAUCGAGUGCUCUGGGAUCCACAGGAGUCUCGGCGUUCACCUGUCCAAAGUUCGAUCGCUCACUCUUGAUUCCUGGGAGCCGGAACAGUUAAAGCUGCUUUGCGUUUUGGGUAAUGAAGUCAUUAAUGGCAUUUAUGAGCGUAACCCAGCAGAUGGACUGCAGAAGCCCAGCGCAGACAGUUCACGGCAAGAUAAAGAACAGUGGAUCCGGUUUAAGUAUGUGGAGAAAAGGUUUGUGACACGUGAUCCUGAUGGUCCUGAUCCUGAAACGGUAAAACUGCGGGCCGGUGAGAGGCUGUAUGAGGCGUCGCUAAGCGGUGAUCUUGUUGCCAUGGCGACAACGCUGGCAGAGGGUGCGGAAGUAAACUGGAGUAAUCCUGAGCGGGAGGGACGGACGGCUCUGAUUGGUUCAGCCAUCGGGGGCUCUCUGUUGGCAUGUGAGUUUUUGUUGCAGAACGGCGCUAAUGUGAAUCACAGGGAUCAGCACGGACAGGGAGCUCUGCACGCUGCCGCCACCUACGGACACACGGGGCAGGUGUGUCUGCUGCUCAAGAGAGGGGCCAAUCAGUAUGCAGCUGACGAAAAGGGAAACGAUCCACUCAGUAUCGCCAUAGAAACCGCCCACGCUGACAUUGUCACUUUGUUAAGAAUGGCUCGAAUGAAUGAGGAAAUGAGGGAUUCAGAGGGAUUCUUUGGAUCUGUUGGAGACGACGAAACAUUCCAGGAUAUUUUCCGUGAUUUCAGUAACAUGGCGUCACACGACCCGGAGAAACUCUCUCGCCGUCAGUUCCUCCGCAGCUCUGAGAAUGAGGAACGCGACGAAGAGGAGAAAAAUUAAAUGAAGGUCAUCAUAGGUCAAGGAAGGUCAGAGGUCAAGUGAGGUCAGAGGUCACGCUGCUACACUUUGGGACAAGGGAAAACGCAAAAGAGGGAAAUUACAACGUUGCAACUAUUAAAAGCUAAACAUCUGCUCCGAAUCUCUUAAAGAGAAGCUGGACGCAACGCUGAGCGUGUGAGAGCUAACGUGACUGACGCUCAGUAUUAAAGCCUGUUUUAGUGUAUGUGUGUGUGUGUGUGUGUGUGUGCGUGAGGCGAUCCGGUCCAACUCAUUUCAUCCACACUGACUGCUCUCCUGUUGAUUUUAGGCUGUGCUCUUGAUUUUACUAAAGGCUUUUGACACGUUUUAUAUUGUGCUGCAGUAAAACACGGUUCUACACUGAACUCUGAAGGAAUUUCACACUUGCAGUGAAUAUUUAGGAUAUUAAAGUCAACAUGAAA